Messenger RNA from Paraphaeosphaeria sporulosa, 2046 nucleotides. Its product is annotated as HET-domain-containing protein. NCBI's taxonomy places the organism in Eukaryota, Fungi, Ascomycota, Dothideomycetes, Pleosporales, Didymosphaeriaceae. The transcript is spliced from 2 exons. The record is from RefSeq and is a predicted model, not a curated record. The coding region runs from base 1 to 2046 and encodes 681 amino acids.
AUGGUGAAUCUCGUUUCCUUACACGACUCCUACGAUCCAUUCAAGCUCACAUUUACAAUGGAGUUCUGUACCAAAUGCCAGACCAUCAUAAGCAAAUUGUUCAUCAAGUCUCGUUAUCACCGUCUCGAGCUCCAAUCUCACGACCAGCCUUCGCGUCAGCUCGUGCAACAUCUGCAACUUGGACGGGACUACCGAGAGGUAUAUUCCAUCGAUGAAGGAUGCAAAUUGUGCACUUUCAUCAAACGAGGUCUUCCCGACGAAGCUGUAGCGCGAAGGGUAUCUGAAUCAUGGCGGCAUUCCCGGGCUGUGUCGCUCCGGGCAACAGGCGGAAAUGCACUUUGUCAUGCGUCAGACGACGGUGGCCUGCAAAUCUUUGAGAUCAAAGUGUCUAUUUGGACCGUUGAACUCAUACCAUCUGCAGAGUUUUAUUUUGAUUUCUCCGUAACGGCUGCAAAAGGUAGCUCUGCAGCUACUGCGGGUGAUGUGUUUGGCACAAAUCCACUCCUGCAGUUACCAGUGUCCGAUAUACUCGCGAAACUCACAGGAUGGUUCAAUGAGUGCGCCUCAUAUCAUGAUAAAUGCCGCCGGCAUACGGAUACAGGAAUCACUGAAGCCACCAAACCGGAACUACCCACUCGCGUUCUCGAUAUUCGCUCUAGUCAAGACGACGCCGUCAUACAUCUCAGAGCACCGCACGGCCUCAGAGCCAAUUACGCCGCACUUAGCCACUGCUGGGGCCCUCCUGCAAAGCAACCUCUUUGCACCACCAAGGUCACGCUGGACCAACAUCUCGCAGGGAUCCAGGUUUCACAUCUACCCAAAACGUUCCAGGACGCCGUUUCCAUAGCUCGCGCAGUAAAUCUCCAGUAUCUAUGGAUCGACAGCUUGUGCAUCAUUCAAGAUGAUCCGGAAGAUUGGAACAAAGAGGCGCCGUGUAUGGGGCAGCUCUACAGUCAUGCAAAGCUUGUGAUUGCAGCAUCAGGAGCUAAUGACUCUAGCGAAGGCUGUUUCCUUCCGCGCCUGGCUCCCGAACCAUCUAUAGACAUACCAUACAUGAAGGAAGACAGCAAUCGUCACGGGCACGUUCAGCUAAACAUGCGUCGGUCCAUGGUUACGUCCCAAGACGGAACACCUGUGAUGCCAAUCUACGAGCCUUUAGGGGGAAGAGGCUGGGUACUCCAAGAAUGGGCACUCGCACGUCGCCUCGUGCACUUCACUACCAGGGGCAUGAUGUGGUCCUGUCGUGCGCUGGAUAACUGGGCGAUGUGCGAAGACGGCCAUGUGGUGGCUGGGACUACGGCGCGCGACUGGGAUGAUGUCAUUGAAGCGUACUCUCUGAGAAAGCUCACGUACCUGUCAGAUAAGCUUGCCGCCGUUGAAGGUAUAGCUCGCAAAAUGCAGCACCGGCGACAAGGCCAGUACAUCAGCGGCCUGUGGACCGGGGAGAUGCCGCAACAGUUAUUCUGGGUCGCGCGGAUGACCACCAGACCUAGAGAACUGCAGAGGUUUCCAAGUUGGUCCUGGGCAUCAACGCAAGGACCUUGCGUCAUGCUGGUCCCUAAGAGAAUACGGUGGGAUAAAAUCACCAUUCGCUCAACCGUUGAGGCCAAGGACUCCUCAACUUUGAUGAUCCAGUGCCAGGCUGGAAAGCAUGCUAUUGGGAAAGACAGCCUCACCUUGCGCGAGGCGACGCAGCUACCACCAUUCGUAGAAUUCGUAGGCGCCAACACAAUCCCAAACUUGUGGAUCUUGCUGAUCGGUGGUUUGGCUCACCGUCUCCUGGACCCCGAAACCCAGAAGACUGUCGGUCUUGCAGUCCUCGAUGACAAUGAAGAUUCGAAGGACGACGACACCCUUUGUACAAGCUUACUCCUCAUGGAGGAGAUCUCUGACACUUACACGCAAGGCCGAUUGCCAAUUUUUCUCGCUCUUCUUGUUCGGGAGGCUGGUGCGCCUGUGCAUACUUAUCAGCGGAUAGGUGUUGCAUUCAUUGUCGAUGAAAAGGUGUUCGAAACCCAGAAUGAAAAGAAAUUUACUCUCAUAUGA